CCCACAAGACAAGACAGCACAAGUGGUGCGUAAAGUCAAAGGAAUACUUCCAAUCGUGGCGAAUGACAAACUCAGCUUCCCGUUUCAGGAACCAAACAGGGAGCGGAUCGGUACGUCCUGAUUCCACAGCAAACCAAAUGGAUGGCCGCUCAGAAUUUCUGCCGGGAGCAUCACACAGACCUGACCAGCCUGAGGAACCAUGCCGAGUACCAGACGGUGGAGGGGGUCUCCAAAGGCCAGGACGUCUACGUCGGCCUCAGCAGAGACCCCUGGGAGUGGUCGGACCAGACCGAGUCCUCGCUGAGGUUCUGGAGGCCGACCCAAACGGUCAACACGGCGUACGCCGAGAAGUGUGUGGCGCUGCUGAGCGGGGAGUCGGGUCAUUGGCGAGACAUGGACUGCACCGUGGAAAGGCCGUUCCUGUGUUCCUACACCAUGAAGGAUCUGCAUUUCAUCAAGGUAAAGGUCAGAGUUCAGGACGCCACGCUGGAUCUGAACGACCCGACCGUGCAGGAGAGCCUCCUGGAGCAGAUGAAGACGGAGCUGAGGAAGACCACGGGCGGCCACUUCCAACUGAGGUGGAGGACGGGGUCCGACGGGAAAGCGUUCACGAAGCAAAGCCGAGACAAUCCUGGAAGUGUCUGAAAAACACGCAAACGUAGAUGUGUGUGAGCGCACAAACACAAUUGUAGUUGUUAGAAGGUGACUAGAUUUGCUUCUCUUUCGUUAUUAUUAUUUAGAUGAUUCCCUUACACAUUUUCUGCUCCUCAAAGAAAACUGGACACACUUUGAGGCCACGCCCACAUCGCAUGUCCUCCACCUGACGGCGGCUUGUUUGAGGCGUAGAAACUCACUGUGUGGUCGUGGAAUCAGGAAUGUGUCUUUUCCCGCAGUGAUCCUUUGUAAAGCUAAACAAAGCUGUCCAGGUUUUGUUUAAUCACCCCCCCCCCCAAGGCACUGACAUGCAAAGGUGAGGGCCGGUUUGCAUGAACAGGAAGAGUUGGAGUCGGCUACUUUCCAUUCGGGCGGCGUGCUGCUUUGAAGAGAUGACCUCCAACACUCCAGUGUGUCGGUGUCACAGCAGCGGGAAAUGAGAUCCAGGGGACAAACGACGGGAAAGAUCCAAAGGUUUAACAGAACAAAAGAAAAACACCAAAAUGUCUGGAAGAAAACACUAGAAACUGAACAACAAACGUCCCCCAAUUAGAACAAAUCCAGAAAAAACCCACAAAACGGGACGACGAUGAGGACGACAGGCGGCUUCUUAGAGACAAACUCUGAUGAAAACGCUGUUUUUGACAUCUUCUUGUACCGUUUUCUGACAAUGGAGGACAUGGAUAAAAGAGAAUUCAGCUCCAAACUGCAGUUCUGAGUAUUUCUUCUUUCAAAUUGUGGUGAAAUUAGGAGCGGACGAAAAAACUAAGGUGUGAAAAAGAUCCUAUUUGUGACGGAGAAAAUAUAUAGAGCAGGUCCAGCCUUCGGCAAUGGGAAGAGGGGCGGGGCUGCUCU
Messenger RNA from Oryzias latipes (Japanese medaka), 1509 nucleotides. Its product is annotated as secretory phospholipase A2 receptor-like. The record is from RefSeq and is a predicted model, not a curated record. NCBI's taxonomy places the organism in Eukaryota, Metazoa, Chordata, Actinopteri, Beloniformes, Adrianichthyidae.